UUGAAUCAAACAAACUGGCGCACGGAACAGCCCGGGGGCGCACAUAAAACCUCUGUCCGUCCCGCAUUACGAGGAGCACCGUCCGACACACGUGCAACUCAUUUGGGUGACCGUGCGGCGCCGUGCCCCUGACAGCACGGUGGUUUCCGUUAGAAGGAAAUGAUGGAGAAGGAAAGUUUCUGACGCCUCUCCGUUUCGCUGGGACUGCUCUGCUCGCAGGAAAACUGGAGAUCAUUGUUUCGCUCUGCGCGGUUCACUCGUCCUCAUCAUAACGCACAGAUACUGUAUAUCUGAGCUAUAUGGAUUUGGGAUUAAUAAGGUCUCCGACACUGAAAUGUCUCAGGAUUGGAAAUGCAGCUCCACGCCUGCCUGUUGCUUUUUAUUAUCACAACAGAUAAAACACUGGCCUUGCUGCACCACCACUGUGGUGGAGAUGUCAGCCUGGACAAACAGCCUGCUGGUCACAUCAAUCUCACUUUACCUGGACUGUUUACUGACACCAGCAACACACCCAUGAACCACCAGUCUGACAGAACCCCGACGGUUUCAGUUUGCACCUGGACGAUAGGUGUUCCUCUGGGUCCGACGGUCCUUUUAAAGUUAGUGUGGUUGGACAGUGGUUCAAGCGUAGUAGUGCGCUGUGUUUUGAACGAAGCAGAUCAGGUCCUGGAGAGCGGGGGGACGGCUCUGCUCUCCCACUGUGAUGGAAACAAAGCCACCUUCACUUGGACAGGAGCAGGACGCUCCUCAAAUGAAAUGCAGCUGUCCUAUUAUGUCCAGGAAGAUGAGAGGAAUUCCUCGGACGACCCUACCAGCCCACGUUCAGACCAAGACCUCCUGCGUUGGUCACGGACAGGAACCAGCUUUACAAGCGCCGCUCCUGUUGGUCAAGACGUGGUGAGGGGGACAGACGGGGGCAGAGGUCGCCUCUUUGAAGGUCUGGAGUGGAGCUCCGGGCCUCGGUCUGCGUCUAGUCCCUCCUCUCAGGACCAGGGCCCGCUGCACCCCACCUCACCCCCGCAGGGACUCACUGUGCUCACUGUGGCUGGGAGAGCUGAUAGGGAAACUCUCCCGCUUCCUGAGGAAGAACCUAACAAUGGAGCGGAUACAUCUGGAGCUCCUCACCUCGCCGAUGGAAAAAUAUCUGCCAGAGAGAGAGCACGCCCCUAUUUUCAGCGUACAGACUCGCUGUUUCAACCAUCGCACACGACAAACACGGGGAAAAAAUCAAGCAACGAGCUCCCUCAAACCCAGAUUGCAGUGACACAUGCAACAGCCAUUAGCUCCAACACCUUGCUUGGCACAUAUAUUCACAAAUAUACAGCCACUCAGACAUCUAAGCUAUCUACAAACACACAACUCCCCCAUUCCUGGAGGAGCCAGCGAAGCACAGACAGACUUAACUCGGAUCUGACCUCCGCCGUCACCUCUAAUCCUCUAAAAUCCCCCACUGAACCUCAGCAGGGUGACUCACACACUGAUAUUGAACCCACUGCGCCGUCACCAUCAUCCUCACAGCUCUCCAGCGGGACUCAUCCACCCGCCGCCCACGUCGCAGAGCUUGAAACCGCUGUUGGUGCCGUGGAGUCUGCUUCAUUUCAUCCAAACACGAGUGGAACUGACUCAUCGGCAUCAUCUGCGUCAGAGGUCACCAAUCAAACUGCUGCGUUCGAGUCCUCUGACAAACUUGAGAUCCUUCACACUUUCACUUCCUCCACACAGAGUGAAACAAGCUCUCCACAAAGCACAGAGGGCCUUGCGUGCUCGCCACUUCUUGACACGUCCUCCCCGCUCACACAGACGAGCAAAGACGAGACACACACGGCAUCGCAGAGUACACGCAAACGUUUUGCCGACACCAUGUCCUCAUCGCCUGGCAUCACCGAAGUUGAUGACCGGACUUUGAGUUUCACGGGUUCUUCUUCGACACCUCUGAUGUUGGGAGAUGUAGUCCAGACCUCAGCUCCCUCAGGAACAUCCACUGAAACAUACACACUGCGUCCCACUUACACACUCUCACAUGACAGCUCGCCCACAAAUUCACCGACUCCUGUUCCUCCUUCGUCGUCCAGUACGUCCAUACCCUCAUCAACAUCUCCAUACACGCUGCAAACACACACUCCAUCACCUGGUCAUUCACAUUUAUCUCACACACCCCUUUCUUUGCCCUCCUCUACCACUGAAUCCGCUGCCCACACACCACUCGUCGACCACGAAACCACGCCCACGCCCACGCCCUCAGAAACAUCUUCACACACACCUCAUACACAGAACCCCCUGCCUUUGACGUCUUCUACUAAUAUCCCAGUUACGCUUAAACAGCCCCACAACCACAUUACUACUGUACAGACGUCUUUGCUCUCACUCACAACUGCAAAAUCGGAUUAUGGACAUGGAGAGGUAGAGGAAGUAGAGGGAGAGGAUAAGUCUUGGCAAUGGUUUACAGGCAGCACAACCACACUAACUCCCACAGCCGGAGCUCCAUCGUGGACAACCUUGCAUCCCAGCCAGGAGAACCGUUUGGCACUCACACCUCCUGUUUUAACCUCUGCUUGGAGCCCCACAACUAGUCACACACCCAAGUUCUACAUCGUGCCAGACCAACCUUCAGCCAUCAGAGUGGAGUCAAUUGAGCUGCUGCUGCAGAUUGUUGUGGAAGAGUCCAGAUCGGCUUUUUCUUCUGGUUUGGAGGAAGACACCGCUGCCUGGGUGGAGCCGUACCUUCAGAAAGCCCCGGGGUUCAGCCGGCUGCUGGGAGUUUGGAGCAGUGGCCAUGCAGUGCAGAGUCUGGUGGAGUUCAGAACCAGCGGGGCUCUGCGGUGGCUCGGCACGACUGGCCCCGCGUCGCUGUUGGAACGAACAGGACUAGCUCAGGCUGUGUGCGAGGGGAGGAGCUUCAGAUCAUCCAAGAUCACCAACAUCACACUGGGAGGUCUGCAGGGCGAUGUGUGCGACUGGUUACUGCAGUGUCCAGCAGGCUACAAGUGUGUGUUUAACCCUGGCACUUCAAACUAUAGCUGCUCUUCUGUCUGCCACUUUGACUACUGCCACCAUCAUGGCAUCUGUACUCACCACCCGGGCCAGCUCCCAGUUUGCCGCUGCCUUGUAGGAGAGGACUUCUGGUACAUGGGUCAGAGGUGUGACGUGAGGAUGACUCGAGCGCGGCUCGUGGGCGCGUGUCUUGCCAUCUUACUCGUCAUGGUGACAGUGAUUGGUGUUUUGGCUCUUGUGGCAGUGAGACGCUACCGAGCCAUUCUGAUCCAGGCCAAAGUGGAUCAGACUCGGAGCAGCUAUCGCAGGUUCAACCAUUUCGAUGAGCUGUCAGGACGGUUCGGGUUGCGUUCGUGGGCAGGAUCAGCGGACUCGCUAGAUAAUCCCGCCUUUACGCGCUCCGAUGAGUUACUGCACCUGCAGGCGCUCGACCGCACCUGCUGUUACCACGACGACACGCUGUCGCUGGCCUCCACCUGCCCCAGCCACGGGGCUCGCAUCAAUACAAUCUACCCACACAGCUCUCAGUAUGGUUGGAGGGGAAGCGGGAUGAGCAUGGGCGAUGUUGUGUUGGACUCGGGCAAGGCCAGUGACCUUUCUGUCUGCAGCUGGCCCGUGGAACCCAUUCAGUGGACUCCCUUCCCCCUUCUGCAGAAACUGGCCACCCAAAGGACACCCACAGUGAGGGUUUCGAGGCCGCGGUCCUACUGUGAAGGCAUGGAGCUGGUAGACCUGGGGAAGAGCUGGACUGCUUGACGCACGUAAAGAAGACUCAAAUCAAAAGUUGACACUGGUUUUUGCAGCUCGUUAUUGCGUUCUAGGCCUCAAAUGUUCUUGUUUUGUUGAUGAAAACUGUAAAAAAACAAUAAGUGUAAAUGUGUAUAUAAGUGUAUAUUUUUUGCUACAUGUUCUGUUUCUGAUACCUCUGAUGAGAUGUAGGAUGUACUGUAAAGAAAGAAGAACAAAAGAGUGUGUCUAAAUGGUGCAGAGUCUUAUAUCAUGCUUUAGUAAACAUAAAUCUUACUCAGGGCAAAAAUAAAUGCAUUUGCUUUUGACAAUUAAAAA
This is a messenger RNA of Anarrhichthys ocellatus (wolf-eel), 4056 nucleotides long. RefSeq lists its product as uncharacterized. The record is from RefSeq and is a predicted model, not a curated record. NCBI's taxonomy places the organism in Eukaryota, Metazoa, Chordata, Actinopteri, Perciformes, Anarhichadidae. The coding region runs from base 352 to 3747 and encodes 1131 amino acids. The transcript is spliced from 11 exons.